AGCAUGAUUGGUUAACGAUCUUUACCUACUAACAAAGAACGAUCAAUAGGGCUAGGGAGAGCUGUGAAGUGGAUCUCUAGUUCCGUAUAUAUCUGUAUCUAAGGCGGUCUCUCACUGUCUAAAUGGAGAGGCAUGGUUCAGUGAGCAGCAUUCUCAGUCACACUAGUCUACAGUAUGAGUUUAACCACUUGGAUAUCCACGCCAACUGUCCCGAGAAAAUUAUCUUGUGUAUAGAUCUUGAUGCCCAGGUAGAGGCCACUCCUGUCAAAUCAAAGGAUAGAGGGGGUGUGUCCAUGUUGACUGUGUGGAAGAAUGCCCUCGAGCUAUUUGUAUGGAACAAGCAUCACCUGAGCAAAGACCAUGAGUUUGCUGUUGUUAUACUACGCGACAAAGCAGAAUGGUUUUGUAACUUCAACAGUGACCCUAACGAGGUUGUCACGGUAAUCAAUCAACUGGAGGCUGUGGACGAAAAGUACGAUUCUUUUGAUACAGCGUCUCUCUACUCAAUAAUCCACCAGAACUCUUGCCCCCCUCCCCCGACGGACAAUCCCCUCCUCCCUCCACCCUACACCGUACGAGCCAUUAUGUUCUAUAGUCGCACCAACAGCAUGCCCAUCUACCAAGGUGACGUCGUGGCACAUGAUCAGCUGAUGGAGUCUCCGUAUUUCUUCCUGGACAUACUCUACUCACAUGAGCCCCCCUCCCCCUCUAACAUGUGCAAGGGUAUAUUCGAUAUUCUCGCUGAGCUGUACCCAAAGCCCAAGGCCCUUGUAUUGGAUUGGUCGUACAAUGUCAGCCAACUGUUCAACAACUUUUCUAAGCUACUAGCUCACCCAAUGCAGAGACCAUUCCAGCCUCACAUGGACCAUAAACUAAUUCAUUAGUACUAUAUAGCAUAUACCAUGGUUGUGUGUGUGUGUGUUAUUUCAAAUGUUGUAUGUGUGUUCACAGUUUAUACAGAUCCAGUCCAGCUAGAAGAGGGACACAAAUUAA
This is a messenger RNA of Halichondria panicea, 993 nucleotides long. RefSeq names its product BRISC and BRCA1-A complex member 1-like. Bases 123 to 884 code for a protein of 253 amino acids. The record is from RefSeq and is a predicted model, not a curated record. NCBI's taxonomy places the organism in Eukaryota, Metazoa, Porifera, Demospongiae, Suberitida, Halichondriidae. Gene Ontology annotation, cellular component: BRISC complex; BRCA1-A complex; nuclear body. Gene Ontology annotation, biological process: mitotic G2 DNA damage checkpoint signaling; double-strand break repair; positive regulation of DNA repair. The transcript has 9 exons.